Molecule: messenger RNA, 1128 nt
Organism: Entrophospora candida
Lineage: Eukaryota; Fungi; Glomeromycota; Glomeromycetes; Entrophosporales; Entrophosporaceae
Source: the annotation of a GenBank genome assembly
AUGUCACGUAAUAAUAAGAAGAAACAGCAAAACCAGUUCCAGAAGCUACAACAAGAAUUUCAACAACUCCGGCAGCAAUUCCAAAAACUCCAGCAACAACAGCAGCAGGAAUCCCAACAGUUCCAGAAUCUGAAACAAGAAUUUCAACAACUCCAGCAGCAAUUACAACAAUCUCAGAAGUUGCAACAACAACUAUUUCAAGUACUUCAACCACCUCAGCAACAAUUCCAACAACAGCAAACUGGUACUCGAUUGUUACAACAGACCAAUACAUAUCCAACAAAUUCAUCAUCUCGCCAUAAUUGUACUCGUGCAUGUGAUAGCUGUAUUGAUGCGCAUGCCAAGUGUAAUAUGAGAGAGGGGUUUUCUUUGUGUGAUAGAUGUAUUGAUAAUAAUAAUAAGAAUUGCAGUUUUAAAAAACCUCACAAAAGUAGAGGCAGACCUAGCAAAAACAAACCAAAGAUGAAUGGAACUGAAAACAGCAAUUCUAAUGCUGUCAACGUUGCUGAUAAUGCUGUCAAUGAUACUCAUCGUGGUCUAAUUGAAGGUGUGAAGAAUAUUAUUGAAUCUGGCAAUGAAGAUUUACAAGUCAAUCCACAAGACAACGUUGAUUUGGUUAAUGGUCAUGUUAUACGUGAAGGUGGCGUUAUUAAUUUGAGUUCAAGCAUUGAAGAUUUGCAAGUCUAUCCUAUACAAUCACAAGAUAAUGUCAAUAGUCAUGAUAAUACUGAUUUAUCACCGCAUGAACAAUUGACACAACCUAUGGCUCUAUGUGGUCCAAGCAAUGAAGCCUAUACACAAGAUAAUGUCAAUAGUCGUGACAAUACUGAUUUAUCACUGCAUGAACAAUUGACACAACCUAUAGCUCUAUGUGGUCCAAGCAAUGAAGCCUAUACACAAGGUAAUGCAGAUAGUCAUGACAAUACUAAUUUAUCACCAUAUGAGCAAUUGAUGCAACCUAUGACUCUAUGUCCAAGCAAUGAAGCCUAUCCACAAGCUAUUACAUCAGAAAGAGUAAAGUGUAUGAAGGAAUGGAUGGAUACUUCCAUAAAUGAGGGUAGCUGGCAGUUAGAUGCUUUAUCAAUUUCUUUAAAGACAGCCACUAGAGAGAUAGAAUGGCUAAACUAG